CCGACCUGUCUCGUGUUGCCGGCAGCGAAGAUGGCGGCGCUGGCGAGGCGGGCUCCGGGGUUGCGGCUGCUGCUGCGGCUGUCCUUUCCGGGGGCGGCGGGCGCCGGCAGGCGGGGGGUGCGCGCCCUGCGGAGGAGCCCCGUCCGCGUCCUUCCUUCGCUGGCUGAGCGGGCCCAGAAGCCGCCGCCGCCAGUGGCUCAGGUCCGCCCCCAGAAGCCCAACUUGGCGAUGGAGGAGCAGAAGGAGGCGGCGGCGGCGAAGCUGAUCUACGAGCGGGCCGGGCCCGGAGACAAAAGGCUAAGCAAAGUGGUGACUCUUGCCAAGUCGAGGGCAUUUCGGGAGAAGCACGGGAAGAUCUUGCUGGAGGGCAAGCGCCUCAUCCUCGACGCGCUGGAAGCUGGCGCCGUCCCCCAGACGCUCUUCUUCAGCACCCAGGAUCAUCUGAAGGAGCUGCCGGCGGCAAAGCUCAAAGGUGCCACCCUUGUCAGGGUGAAAUUCGAAGAAAUUAAGACCUGGUCUGAUGUUGUCGCUCCUCAGGGGGUGAUUGGAAUCUUCUCCAGACCGGAUCAUUCCAAGAUGACCUAUCCAGAGAUCCAGAAGAAGCAUGCACUGCCCCUCUCUCUGAUCUGCGACAACGUCCGUGACCCCGGGAAUCUGGGGACCAUCCUGAGAUCGGCGGCUGGAGCGGGCUGCAAAAGAGUCUUGCUUGUCAAAGGUUGCGUGGACGCCUGGGAGCCCAAGGUGCUGCGCGCAGGGAUGGGGGCCCACUUCCGCCUGCCCAUCCUUUCCAACCUGGAGUGGCCGGUGGUCCCGAAUUACCUCCUCCCCGACACGUGCGUGCACGUGGCCGACAGCAGCGGCAGUGCCGAGAUGCCAGCGGAGGCCGAGGCUCCCCCAGGAAGGGCCAGCAGCCACGGCUGGGUCUCCCGACCCUACAACCUGAAGGCCCCGCCAGCCCAAAUGGACUGGGGCUCCGAUUCCGACGGCGAGGAGGAAGAGGCGGCCUGCCAGUUGGACGUCCAGCACUACUACGAGCGCUGGAUGGACCCCCCCGUGGCGGUGGUGAUUGGCGGGGAGACGCACGGCGUGAGCCCGGCCGCCAUGAAGCUGGCAACGAGCACAGGCGGGAGGAGCCUGCUCAUUCCUGUGGUCCCCGGGCUGGACAGCUUGAACUCGGCCAUGGCUGCCAGCAUCCUGCUCUUUGAGGGGAAGAGACAGCUGCACCGAGCCGCGGCGGGGGAGCUGCUUCUCAAGAAGAGCCCUGGCCUGUGACGCCCAGCUCGGCUAGUCAGGCUGGCCGCUGGCCAAGGGGGCUGACGCCCAGCCCAGCGAGCCGGCCUCUGCGCCUGCCGCUCCCCCUGGAUUCCUUCCCUUCUCAUUUGGUUGACUUUUGGGGCUGCCUUAUUGCGGGAGGGGGGCGUACACAGAAGCCAGCUCCCGGCUUCUCACCCAUGGGUCCCUGGCUGCACAACUCCCACCAUCCCCAGCGUCGGUGGGAGAUGCAGGGAGUCCGACUCCAACCGCAGCCAGCAGCCCCCAUGGUUGAGGGCGAGGAUCCGGGCCAGUCCCUCAUGGCCAGCUUUUUGCCAAAGUGUGUGCAGGUGAGAGAGAGGCUCAGGAACAACAUUUGGCACCAGUCUGGACUCGACGCUGAGUGAGGCAGUUGUUUCCUUCCAACUGCUUUCCCUCCCCAGUCAGCAAACAGAACUGCCAGCCUAGAGUCCUGUAGCACGUCAGUACUCCCUGGAGAGAGGUGACCUUUUCAGCUCUUGUCCCCUGAUCGUAGGAGCACAGAGAGGGGACCUUUCAGGUGGGAAGUGCAUGCCAGAAACAGGGCUUUUCUUCCUGACCACAACGUUCAGGAGCACCUCCUCUCCCCGCCCCCCCCCCGCUCUGAAAUCUAGAGCUUGUUCCAGCCCCAAGUCUUGCGCUUGCCCCAGCUGCCACCAACACAGCCUGCCCUGCCAACACGGCCGCUGCACGCCCCCCCCCUCGCCUCGGGUUUUUGGCAGGAAAAGCAACGGCCCUGGCAGCGACCCAGCAGCUGGCACGGGGACUCGCAGUGACCUCACAGGCUGGCUGAGCCAGGCCAAGCCAUCGUCUCCUCGGGCAGGUGAGCGGGAAGCUGCCGCCAGCCCCCCCUUGCUCCAGAACACAGCUCUGUUUGUUCAGGCAAGCUUGUGGCAUUUCCCAGGGCAACGGUUUGGGUCACUGGGCCUCUUGCCUUCUGCAGUGACCCUUCUGGGUUGGGGCAAGGGCGGGCGGGCGCUCGCACAUUUUUCCCAUUGUGUGCUUGGAAAGCCACCCACUUCCACCCGUUUCCUCCCAGAGAUCCAGUUUCCAGGGGCCAGUUUGUUCUCUCGCAGGGAUUCCUCUUUUUUACUGCCUCAAGCUAGCCCGUGAGAGCGCUUCCCCCGAACCUUGAAUUCGGUUUCCACUGAAAAGGGCCGCCUUGUAUACCCUGAGCGCCGAUGCGCACACCAAAUAAACUCUGGCUUUGCUCUCGG
This is a messenger RNA of Hemicordylus capensis (graceful crag lizard), 2507 nucleotides long. RefSeq names its product mitochondrial rRNA methyltransferase 3 (gene MRM3). The transcript has 4 exons. Lineage: Eukaryota; Metazoa; Chordata; Lepidosauria; Squamata; Cordylidae. Gene Ontology annotation, molecular function: RNA binding; RNA methyltransferase activity. The coding region runs from base 31 to 1272 and encodes 413 amino acids. The record is from RefSeq and is a predicted model, not a curated record. Gene Ontology annotation, biological process: RNA processing.